AUGGCGGGGAUUGAAACCACAGCCACUACCUUACAGUGGGCUUUAUUAUACAUGGUGGCUUAUCCUGAUGUACAAAAGAAGGUGCACAAGGAGCUGGAUGCUGUUCUUAAUGGGUCUGUAAUUUACUAUGAAGACAGAAAACGGCUUCAUUAUACUAAUGCUGUCAUUCAUGAGAUUCAACGGUAUGGAAAUAUAAUAGCUGUGGGAGUUGCAAGAACUUGCAUCAGAGAGGUGAAUGUCUGUGGCUACACCUUGCCCAAGAAUAUAAUGGUUUUGCCUAACCUGGAUACUGUGCUGUAUGAUUCUGAUUACUGGGACACUCCUCAUCAUUUCAACCCUCAGCACUUUCUGGACAAAGAUGGGAAGUUUUCAACAAAUGAGGCAUUUUUGCCUUUUUCUGCAGGUGCCCGGGUAUGUCUUGGGGAACAGCUUGCCCGGUAUGAGCUCUUUAUCAUUUUUACCACUCUUAUGCGAUCUUUCAGCUUUCAUCUUCCAAAAGGAGUAACAGAAGUAAACACCAAAUAUGUCUUUAAGUUGACCCUACAGCCUCACCCAUACAAGAUUUUUGCUAUACCUCGAUAG
This is a messenger RNA of Staurois parvus, 582 nucleotides long. The record is from the annotation of a GenBank genome assembly. NCBI's taxonomy places the organism in Eukaryota, Metazoa, Chordata, Amphibia, Anura, Ranidae.